CUGUUUACAAACAUUUAGUGUAUAUCAAUAGGACAGUUUUUAACGCGUUAAUGCUCUAUCCAGAGAGAAGCGAAGCGAGCAGCGUUGCUAGAUCGUUAGUCUAUUCAACCUGGACAAAAGUCCAUUUUAAAAAAUUGAUCCGACCCUAAAUUACUUUCAACCCAUUAAAACUACCCAUGACACCCUGUCUUGUAGGUCAGUUCAAAGUUGACUAUAAAUAGUGCUAGACGUCCUUAGUUACAAUGCUGUGAACAGUUUCCUGAAUUUUAUCAAUCAUUAUUCGGUUUCUGGAUUACUUUAAAAAGUUCUGAAUUAUGGAAGUAAAUGAGCCAGAUGCCCAUGUGCUGCUCAGUUUCAAGUUGCAAGAUGACUCAUGUACUUGCACAGGACAUGAAAAAAAAAAUAAGUUUCUUUUCCUUUCCAAAAGAGACAAAUUUAAAAAAUAUAUGGAUUAAGAGAUGCGAUAGAAAGGGUACCAUGACAGCAAAAAGACCGCGCAUAUGUUCGUUGCAUUUCCGUUCAGAAGAUUUUAAAAGAGACUUACAAUCUGAAUUACAAAAUUUGCCACCAAAACUAAUAUUAAAGAAAGGAGCCUUACCUUCUUUAAAUUUAGGCAAAUAUAAUUUAGAAGAAUGUGCGGUUGAGACUGAAAGAACAGAAAAUGAUGAUUCUGCAAGAACAACAGGCGUGCCACAGCUUAAAUUAAUACUACUGAAUUUACAUGAAGAAGUAAAUGUGUCCUCCAAUACAGUUGUUACCAAUGUAGAAGACAAAGACGAGCGAAUUAUAUUGUUGAAUGCAGAAAAUCUUAGGCUGAAAAAAACAAUUAUGCAGCAACAGUUGACAAUUAACAAAUAUAGGAAGAAAAUAAAUUCCCUGCAGACGGAAAAUCGUCAACAAAAACAAUCUAUUUCUUUAUUGAAAAGCAAGCAUGUUGAGAAGAAGGUACAAGAUCAAUUUAAAAACAUUUUUACCCCUAAACAACUAGAAGUAAUAUUAAAAAAUAAAAAGAUUGUUCACUGGCAAGAAGAAGACAUUACAAGAGCUUACACAAUUAGAUACUUUAGCAAAAACUGCUACAAUUAUUUGAGAGACGAACUGCAUUAUCCCCUACCUGGUAUUUCAACUCUUCAAAGCUGGGCUGCAAAGCUAAAAAAAACAAGUACAUAAAAAUGUGUAUUAAUGCAUAUAUUUGUUAAUAAAUUUUUGUUGUUUUUA
Molecule: messenger RNA, 1218 nt
Organism: Onthophagus taurus
Lineage: Eukaryota; Metazoa; Arthropoda; Insecta; Coleoptera; Scarabaeidae
Source: RefSeq, a predicted model, not a curated record